This is a messenger RNA of Fusarium keratoplasticum, 402 nucleotides long. RefSeq lists its product as uncharacterized. The coding region runs from base 1 to 402 and encodes 133 amino acids. The transcript has 3 exons. The record is from RefSeq and is a predicted model, not a curated record. NCBI's taxonomy places the organism in Eukaryota, Fungi, Ascomycota, Sordariomycetes, Hypocreales, Nectriaceae.
AUGAUGGCAUCAUCACAGCUCCACGGCCUCAACCGCGGCAGACACUCCCCCGAGUGGACAGCCGAGAUGCGCGACCGCCAGGCCAGAGGCAAAGAUCCCACAAAGGAGGAAGAACAGCCCGAGCCCAGCAAGACGAAAGACUCUGACGCGCUGCAGAUAGGAGGACGCCACUAUGAAGAAUCUCACUUGGAAAAGGAGCGCAGGGGAGAGGCUCUGAGCGUCCUCGAUAAUCCAGAGGCCCUUCUAGCCCACGCCCAAGCCAGCGGCGACAGCGUCACUGGCCAGCGCGUCCGCUGGCUGCGGCAGCUAUGCGGCUACGACGAAGAUCGAGACAGACAACCGAUCCAUCCGAUGAGGAGCUCCAAGGGCCAGCAGUAUGCGGGUGAUCGGGGAGGUCGAUAG